CAGAGCUACAGGGUCUCUCUACAGUUGAAGGCGAUUAGAUGACGCUUGGUUUCGCAGAUUAAACAUUUAGAAAGGCCGGGAAAAAAAAGCUAGAAGCAUGCAUACCCGAUAGGUUGGGUAUUUAACCCAAGUCAGUAAUCUGCGGGUUUAGGUAUGAAGUGGGUGCACAAGCGGGAAAAAGUGUAUUCAGCGGAGGCACGUCUCUUCGAUUAUUGCUCCCGUCCAAGCUUGCUUUUAGAGUCUGGAUGGUCAAAAUUUCACUCUUGCUAUUUUAGGAAAGCUAUCGGGCCCCAUAUUGCAAAGGCUCAGCUGUAUUUCACUUCUUUCUACAACGUACACCAUGGGUCGGAUAAGCAGUCGAUCAUGUCCCAGGUACGAAAAGCACCCCCACCAGUUUCGUAUAGCACGCGCGUCUGGGUCAGUUCUGCAUAAGCUGUUCCCUUGUGCGUGACUGAAAAUUUCUUAAAAAUAGAGUGGCUGACUCUAGUUGCUCGUGGGUAGUGUUAUCAAAACUACAGAGAAUAGAUCCACUAGACGAGGGUUCCGAUCUUGCCACCCAUAAAAUCUACC
Babjeviella inositovora NRRL Y-12698 is the source of this 570-nucleotide messenger RNA. RefSeq lists its product as uncharacterized. The record is from RefSeq and is a predicted model, not a curated record. The transcript has a single exon. The coding region runs from base 154 to 432 and encodes 92 amino acids. NCBI's taxonomy places the organism in Eukaryota, Fungi, Ascomycota, Pichiomycetes, Serinales.